UAUCCAUGCCUCUAUUGUGCCCCUAUUGUGCCCCUGUUGCCAGCAAACACUCUUGACAGCUAUAUGUGACAUGCAUGCAAAAGGAUAUUCUGUCUUCUAAAUGUACAUUGAAACUGCUUUAGAUUAUUCGUUUAAUUCCCUCCAUGCUCAAUAAGCCGAAUGGCCUCCUCUCGUUUGUAACUUUCUUAUGUUCUUAUUUUCUUAUGAGUCAUACGCUAUAUUCAAUUUUUGUCUUAUUAGUCAAGGUGUUAAAAAGCAGCAAUAAAUGCAAUAUAAAUAUGCAUUACAUUGAAACAUGACACGCUGGACAGAAAAACAGAGUGAAAAAUACAGUUUUUCAAGUGGGCAAUAGGCACUGAAUGUGUAAUGAGUAGAUGUUGGUUUCAGUGCUAUGAUUCCAGUCUAUUGAGAAGUCAGUCCCUGUGGGAGAUCCAGUCUUGCUGGGAUGGGCCAGACUGUUUAUCAGUCGCUCUGCCAGGAAAAUCAGUUCUCUUUCAGCCCCACCGUCCUCGUUUUGAGACCAGUAUCUUCCCAAUAGUUUAUUAAACAUACAUGUUAAUUCAAAGCAUCAUUUACUUUUGACAGCAUUCUUGCACGAAUAGUAAAAGCAUAAUGAGUAAAGGGAACAAUGGCACUGCAUGCAGUUACUCUGUGGGCUGCCCACUGUCGAUGGACCUCUGGCAUUCCUGAGUCACGGCCUCGGGCCUCCUGCCCAGCCAGUAGGGGCUGCCUCUCACUGCCAAACUCCCAGACAAGGACAGGGACAUUUAGGGGAGGUUACAGGGCAACAACACACCCUGCACGCCGCUCAAAAAAUGUCAAUUUUUGAGGAUAGCUAGAGGCAGCCUCUGCUCCCGGGCCAUGCGCUCUCUCGCGCUUCCUCAUCUGUCAGCUGCAAUUACUCUAAUCUUCCCUGGAGUCUUUAAUCCUUUAAGAGUGUGCAGUCGGCUAUGAACAGGUGGCUCCUUCUGUCCUGAGGAGGUUUUUGUCCUGCAGGACUAUUUGGAUAGGUAAUCUCUCCCUCUGGCACUCAGACUGCACUGGACGUACGGUCCCCUGACUUGCUGCAGAGUCCAUCUCGUCAACAUGGAUUUUCUCUACUCCUACCAGCACUUUUGCUGCCUUCCUAAACAUUUCCUCAGUUUCCUCAUCAGUCUAGUGCUGGUGGAGUGAAAUCCUGUGGUUCUGGUGCCACAGGGUGGAUGGCAAAGCCCCUGCCUGAAAACCACUGGAGCAGGAAGGAAACCUGUGGUCCCUGGUACCUGCAGAACAGCCCACAAAGUAAGAGGCUGAUCACCAGAAGCUAUGGGAGCAACAUAUGCAAAAAAGAAGGCGCGUGACUUUAAACAGCCAUGCACAAGAAACGGGAAACAGCUCAACGGCAGGGCCUCGGCCUACGCUGACCUGCAACAGGAGGAGCAAGAGGAGCCACGACAAUGUCAGCACCGAGACAUGCUCACAGCUGCCGGCUACGUGCCCCAUCCAGAUUACAUGGAGGAGGACAAUGAUCUGAUCAAGCCUAAAAAGCUGCCUAAUCCAGUGAAAGCCUCUAAAAGCCACCAAGAUCUGCACAGGGAGCUUCUGAUGAAUCACAAAAGGGGCGUGGGAGCGGAGAGCAAGCCAGAGCUCCAGCGUGUGCUGGAACAGAGGAAGAGGGAGCAGCUGAUCAAACAGCGGAAGGUGGAAGAGGAGGCCAGGAGGAAGAUAUCCCCACUGGAACAGGAGCUCCUCAAGAGGCACAAGAAGCUGGAAGAGCUGGAGAGGGAACAGGAGAAGCAGGAGGAAGGCGCGGAGAAAGCACCAGAGUUCAUAAAGGUGAAGGAGAACCUGAGAAGGACGAGCAUAAUGAACACAGGUGAAAAGGAGGUGUGAGAAGGUACCCUUGGAGUCUUCGGGGAUUGGAGGUGGGGCAGCCUCCCCGAUGGGCCUGUCUGACAGGACACAAGCCCCUUCUUAUCAUGCAGCAGAUGUUCUGAAGCCAUGAAAAGCCCUUGUCUCUCCUUUACAAAAAAUGGAUACGAGCAAUUGGACUGCAAAGGAGACACACCAGUUGGACACACAGUGAGCAUCUCUAAUGACACCAAGUGAAUCUGCCAUGUGCCCAUUUGAUCUGUAUGAUCUGAAAAGCAGGCCAGGAGGCGUGUGGAUGUGAGUAGGCCUAAAGCCCGUGAUAUCUGUGGGGGGGGGGGGGGGGGGUGUACCUCAAAAACAGGUCGAGAGGCGUAUCUGGAUGUGAGUAGGCCUAAAGCCCGUGAUAUCUGUGGAGGGGGGGGGUGGUCCUCAAAAGUAGGCCAAGAGGCGUAUCUGUAUGUGAGUAGGCCUGAAGCCCAUGAUAUCUGUCUGUUUUUGGUGUCCUUCUCGGACCUUAGAUCAGACAAGUUUCAUAAAGUCUCUCUAAUCUUCAAAAGGCUAUUUGAAGCAGACCACACUGGCCUUGUCUUUAUGAUGAAAGACGGGGCCGAAGUUGCACUGAUGUGACGCCACACGGCUGUGGACCCAUGACGAGUGUAGAUGUCCUCACACUGCUAAGCUUCAUUUCACAGGGACUUCAAACUGUCCCCGCAUGUCCUCCACAGUGGCCACUGUGAACAGCAACACAAAACAGACAGUAUUACACGAAACAGAAAUAAGCGCUUCUCUCGUCAAAGAACCUAUAUUACUGUAUAUAUAUAUAUAUAUAGCCAAAAGCUGAACUAAUGAAAGUGGGAAUAUUUAGAAAAAAGUUCUACAAUAGUCAUUUUGCACUUUAGCUUGCAUGCAUUACAGCACAAUUUUGGACGUUAAUUAAAAUUUUGUACAUUUUAAAAUGACUUGGAUCAUGCGUUGCAUAGCAUAAUUCAUUAAUAAGAUGCAUAUCUUAACAGAAAAUUGCAGGUAAUCUUUAUACAAAGCAGAAUGUGCAACAAGAAGGCAUUGGAGGUUUGCAGGGUUUGUUCAGGAAACAAUCCCUGGAUUAUGGGCUCAAUCUUUUUUUAGUGCCUUCUACAGGGGUGCAUGCGAUCUGAUGCCCAUUCAUUAUUCCCUCUGAGAUUUCGUGUUCGGGCACCAAAAAUCGAAUUUUUGAAAUGUAAGCUUGAAUGAAUGUUCCCCUGUAAUCAUAUAUGCUGGUGUCAGAUGUAGACAUGAUCAAUGGUCUGUAUUGAUUUAUUGCAAAGUACAGCAUGUAUGUGUUUGUGUGUGUGAGAGAGAGCAAGCAACAGAGUUUAGAGCGAGAGACUUUGUACACUGUUUGGAGAGAGGAAUUCUGUAACUUUCUAAUAUAUUUCAGAACAUACUUACUCCUCUUCAAAUUGCUGUUAUGCAAAUAUAUACAGACAUAGAAAUAGCAACGUAAUCUUCUCCUACAAAAAUAAUGAAGACAUUUAUUAAAGCUGCUUCUCCAAUUUACGACAGCACUUUAGAAGCUAAAUGUAGCUGACAGAAAUUCUUUAAAGAUUAAUCUUUUAGUACAUAUGUGUACAUUUUUUAGAAUUAAAAAUCUAUUGCAAAUACUAUUAAUUUAUAGUCCUUUUACCUUUUAUGUCGACUUUUCUGUAGUAAUUCAUUAUCCAUAAUUUCAAAUUUUGUUUAAAUAAAAUGCAAAUGAUCUUUAACUGUAGGAAUGGUUUGCAUAGUUUAAUUAUUAUAAUUAUUUCUGAUGUCCUUUUAUGUUAACUUAUUGAUUUCAUGAGCAGAUACAAUGAUUUUUUCCCUGUUUUUGCACAUGGCACAACAAAUGUUAUGAAUAACAGAUUAUUGUAAGCAGCAGUAUUUAAAAGAUGGUCAAUGGAAGUAAAACAAGGAUGCGUUACUUUGUAUUUCAAAAUAAAGAAUUAAUGGCACAUUCAAAAGAAAA
Molecule: messenger RNA, 3835 nt
Organism: Paramormyrops kingsleyae
Lineage: Eukaryota; Metazoa; Chordata; Actinopteri; Osteoglossiformes; Mormyridae
Product: protein FAM107B
Biological process (GO): actin filament bundle assembly; regulation of actin cytoskeleton organization; actin filament polymerization
Cellular component (GO): neuron projection; stress fiber; synapse
Source: RefSeq, a predicted model, not a curated record